AUGGAGGAUCUACGAAUUUUCUCGUACGUCCUCACUAGCAUCCUAUUCACCAUCAGCACGACCACAAUACUGAUGCGUAUAUACGUCCGCGGCCUGACAAUGAGGUCUUUCUGGUGGGAUGAUUGGGUGAUGACCGCAAUGCUGUUCUUUAAUACUGCCCAACAAGUAAUCUCUUAUUAUUUGUUUCGCCACGGAGCAGGCUUACACAUGGCUGAGGUUACGGAAAGUCACCCUGAAUGGUUGCCCGUUCUGCUCAAGUGGAACCUCGUCAACCAGUUUUGGUACGCAUGGUUGCAAUUUAGCAUCAAGAUGUGUUUCCUGCUCUUCUACUAUCGCCUGACGGAUCGUACCGGCUUCCGGCGUUGGCUGUGGGCCAUUCUGGGAUUCCACAUCGUCACCACCAUUGUGAUCGCAAUCCUGAUCGGGCUGCAAGCCGUACCCUUGGCAGCUGUGUACGAACCUCAAAACUACCCAAACGCUGCGAGAAUCGAUCUCAGCGUUAUUUUGUUUGUGCCAUUCGCUCUCACACUGGCAACGGAUAUUUUCAUACUCGUUCUACCUCUGCCGAUCGUUCUGUCUCUGCAGAUGUCAUCAAAACGCCGCUUGACUGUUCUUGCUGUCGUGACAACCGGCGGAUCGGCAGUGGUAGUCUGCGGACUCCGGGGCAUUGUCCUCGUCGAAGCCGCGACAGCACCAGACUUUACAUUCACACUCGGGAAGUUUCUGGUUAUGCUGAAUGCCGAGUUGCAAGUCGCUAUCAUCGCUGCCAAUAUGCCAUCAUUGAAGACAUUUCACACUUUCUGGAGGCAGCACAGGCUGGGCCCUGGUCAAGGAAUCGGUGCUGAGCCUCUGGAUACGAGAUCCAGGCGCAUGGCAUCUAAGUCGAGAGGUGACAUCGAGCUGCAGAGCGGACAGCCUGCUUCCAAGUUCAUGGACUCGGGACGUUUUCAGGGAAAGUCAGUGCAUGGCUUUUCUAGGAUAAGUGAUGAAGAGAGCUCGAGGUACUUCAACGGUGAGGCGGACAGCACCAUGGUAAUAGAGACAGCUGGUACAGGCAGAUGA
This is a messenger RNA of Diaporthe citri, 1062 nucleotides long. RefSeq lists its product as uncharacterized. Bases 1 to 1062 code for a protein of 353 amino acids. The transcript has 4 exons. The record is from RefSeq and is a predicted model, not a curated record. NCBI's taxonomy places the organism in Eukaryota, Fungi, Ascomycota, Sordariomycetes, Diaporthales, Diaporthaceae.